Messenger RNA from Orbicella faveolata, 2048 nucleotides. Its product is annotated as kelch-like protein 25. Gene Ontology annotation, molecular function: protein binding. NCBI's taxonomy places the organism in Eukaryota, Metazoa, Cnidaria, Anthozoa, Scleractinia, Merulinidae. The record is from RefSeq and is a predicted model, not a curated record.
UCACGCGACUAUGUCGACGAGAAUCAUAAACGUGAAGUGAAACACCAUAAAAUGGUUUCCCGUGCCGUGGAUCUCUUGUCUAAAUGUGCACAGUUUCGAGACGAAGGUCAAUUCAUCGACGUUCGCUUAAAAGUGCGUGAAGACAUCUUUCCAGCUCAUCGCAUUGUACUCGCUGCGAAUAGCGAUUAUUUCCACGCCAUGUUUACUGAUGGAAUGAAGGAGUCCAACCAGGACCUGAUCGAACUCAAAGAUGAAAGCAUUUCACCUGAUGCUUUAAAGAUUGUGAUGGACUCCAUCUACACUGGAGAUCUCCGUGUCAACGAGGAAAACGUGUUUGAAGUUCUCGCCGCAGCUGAUCAUCUUCAAGUUACAAGCGUUGUUCACCAAUUAUUCAGCCUUCUCAAUCGAGAUGACCUCAGUGCACCUUCGGAGACCUUCGUCUUCAAAUCAGUGAUGCAGUGGAUUAAACACAAGAAGGAAGAGAGGAUGGCAGUAGCGGCCAAAGUUAUCGGAGCUGUUCGUCUGGGGCUGGUGGAUAUCAGGGUUGUGAUUGAAAAACUGAAUACAGAGGAAAUGAAGCGAGUACCAGAGAUCUUCAUGCUGGUGUAUGAAACGUUGAUUAAUAACUACAUGCCUUCACAUAACUCUGCAUUUGCAGUGAAGAAAAGUAAACCGCGAUCAACAAGUCCGGCUCUGAUUGCAGUUCAACCUCAGGCGCAGAUGAAGUAUUUUGAUGUUGAAGCCAAAACAUGGAAACCACUGGCAUCCGCAAUACCGGCAAUUGAAGCAACUCAGAGUCACUGUGCAGUCUCUGUUGGUAGCAAGUUGUUUGUUGCUGGGUUUAAGUCCGUAAUCAGUUAUUACAUUUUUCAGUAUGAUACAGAAAGAAAUGUGUGGGAAAAGCUGCCUAGCCCAGAUGUUGUAAUCAGUAACUUAUGUGUUAUUGAUGAUCAUAUGUAUGCAAUUAGUGCUGAUUCANUCCUCAAUAGGUCAUUGGACUAUUUGUUUUCAAUUGAUGUUUCCUUUCACAUUUUAUUUCAGGUUCUGAUUGCAGUUCAAUCGAACGCGCGGAUGCAGUAUUUUGACGUUGAAGCCAAAACAUGGAAACCAUUGGCAUCCACAAUACCGGCAAUUGAGGCAGCUCAGUGUUACUGCGCAGUCUCUGUUGGCAGCAAGUUGUUUGUAGCUGGAAUGUACUCAAUCAGUUGUUGCAUUUUUCAGUAUGAUACAGAAAAAAAUGAAUGGGAAAGGCUGCUUCACGCAUGUGGUGAAAUCAAUAACUUGUGUGUUAUUGAUGAUCAUAUGUAUGCAAUUAGUGCUGAUUCAAAUCAGGCUCCUCAAAGAUACAGUUUUGCCAAACGUCAAUGGCAAAGUAUUGCACUAGUAGGUACAAGAGGCAAAAAUUAUCGCUCCAGCAAAAAUGGAGUAAUAAUGCAUUCAAAAGUGUUUGUACUUUAUGAAAAUAGAUCACAGUUGCCAUCUGCGAUUUUUUGCCCAGCAGUACUAAAUUGUUUUGAUCCAGUAAAGAAUGAAUGGAAAGUGAAAGCAGCAACCUGCCACCCUCACUUUGGAUCUAGUCUUCUUGUAGUAGACAAUAGGCUCUAUGUUGCAGGAGGAUGUGUUUCAAUGAACGUUAAUAAUUUCGGCCAAUACACCAGUUCAAGCGGUAACCCUGCACCUGUUGAAAUGUAUAAUGAGGAAAACAACACUUGGUCUGUUGUUGAACAAAAACACAUCCCCUCGAACAACCUUGGUGCAGUGGAAAUAGAAGGAAGAGUGUAUUUCAUAAUAAACAAUUUCCCAAUUGACAGUGGCAUAAGAAUUGCCCCAGGGGAGUUGUACCCUGUUCCUCUGGGGGAGUGGGAGAAUUUAGGAAACAUCUAUCGUAGUGCAGUCCUGGGUUAUUUGCCAGUGAAGCGAGAAAGUUUAAAAACAGAGUGAUUGCUUGCUAUUGUUAGCAAAAUUAAUAGAAUUCGACACUUCAGAGGUCAAAGUAUUUCUAUAGUUAAAUAGCUUUAAUGCAGUAUAAUGACCUAUCUAGAUAUCUG